Closterium sp. Naga37s-1 is the source of this 765-nucleotide messenger RNA. NCBI's taxonomy places the organism in Eukaryota, Viridiplantae, Streptophyta, Zygnematophyceae, Desmidiales, Closteriaceae. The record is from the annotation of a GenBank genome assembly.
AUGCCUCGUGCCGAUGACUUGCGCCGCCUGGCAUCUGCGGUCUUGCGCCGUGGGCUUCCGCGCACAGGCUUCUCCGCGCAAAGCUCGCUCCGCCUUCCCCGCAACGGGCUUCCGCCGCCUGGCCUCUGCCCCGCACCGAUCUCCCCCUCUCUAGCCGAACCGCCCGUAGCCUCCGCCGGAGUUCCCGCAUCAGUGCACCCGCCUUCGCGCAUUCUUCCUGCCGCUCCGCGUUUCCUUUCCUGCCGAUACGCAUCCACCUCCGUCCAUUCGACCUUCUCCGCUUCUCCCGCCGCUUCUCCCGCGGAAUUAGCCGCCGGAUCUGCCGCCGCGAUGAAACCUAUCGAAGUAUCCGGCGCCGAUUCGCUAUUGCUUAGUUUGGGGCUCAAACCGCUCCCGCUUUUUCCGGGCAGCCCGUCGUUAGAAAAAGAAUCUUCUGCCUCGCAAAGUCAGGAUGAAGUCGAUUCAGAGGGCUCUCAGGAAACCGACGCGAAGGUUCUGGAGCAAGUGCAAGUCAAGAGGCGCCGCAAGCAGAAUCUGGCGGAUAUUCUUUGGCGGCGACCGGCGUGGGGGCAAGGCGCUAGAGUGGCGAAGCGGCAUUGGCAGGAAGGCACCUUUUACGAAGUUUCGCGAGUUCAAAUAGCCAAGACGGGGCGAACAGCAACAGUGUGGGGGAUAUUCCACCAGGAGGGUGAGUGUAACGAAAGGGAUGUGCUUUUAAUGAGGGGGGGAAGCAACAGUUUGGGGGAUAUUCCACCAGGAGGGUGA